AUGGGCGAAUUUUCGGUGAGAGCUGAGCCCCCUGGGGAAAAUGCCUCCGAGUCGGCCACCGAGAUCACGGCACAGCGGCAUGCUCUAACCCCAGACUCUCCGGAUUUCGAGCCCAUCCGGUGCAAGUCAACAGCUCGCUCCGAAGCUAACUGUCAAUUUUUCCCUACAACUGAACAGAAGCCCAGCCACCAUCGUCACGGGAACUCGAAAUCGUGCCCUGUCAUGCACAAGUCCGGGCCGAAACGUCAGGGCCAACGAGGGCUCAAGCGACGGCACCACUUCGUGGUCCAAGCUGGUCGAUCAGAGCAGCAGCCGCGAAUGGGUGCCGGCAUGGAUUGGAUUGGGAUUACAGUACUGUACUGUACGUACACAUCCAUAGGUACCCAAUCUGCGUGUGUGUGCAUACCUACAUGGAUGGUCUUCCGUUUACAAAGUCCUUUCAUGUGA
Fusarium falciforme is the source of this 447-nucleotide messenger RNA. RefSeq lists its product as hypothetical. NCBI's taxonomy places the organism in Eukaryota, Fungi, Ascomycota, Sordariomycetes, Hypocreales, Nectriaceae. The transcript has 3 exons. The record is from RefSeq and is a predicted model, not a curated record. The coding region runs from base 1 to 447 and encodes 148 amino acids.